Molecule: messenger RNA, 1890 nt
Organism: Fusarium redolens
Lineage: Eukaryota; Fungi; Ascomycota; Sordariomycetes; Hypocreales; Nectriaceae
Exons: 3
Coding region: 1-1890 (629 amino acids)
Source: RefSeq, a predicted model, not a curated record
AUGGCUCAUCCCCAGACCCGAACCUACAUCUCGUCCACGGGUUUACGUGCAAGUUCUGCAUUGAACUCCUUCGGGGGACGUUACUGGAUUGUCGAAUAUGGCGGGUCUAUGACCAGACCAGUCGGAGGCAAGGAAGUUUACGACCAUCUUGAAGAUAUUUUCGAGCGUGAGAGAGGCCGACAGAAAGGCUUUUCAGGUGGGGACUUGGCGAACGGGGCUGGUACUACUAGGAGCUCACAAACCACAACAUUCACAGAUCUCAGACCAUGGCUAGAGAGAACCGGCUGGGAACGGACUUUUGGGGGAAUCGACCGAGAACUGCUAAAAAACCUAACUACCGCGCCCUCUCCUGUGACUUCACACCGGGGCCUGAUACUGAAAGAGAGUAGUAAUCGAUCUAGCGAUGUUUAUUCCGAUGAAUGGAUGAUAAGCUCGGCGGAUGACGAACGCAAAAUCACUGCUCUCCUUGCCGCCGUGGACAUGCUAAUGGACCGCUGCGAGCAAACGGCACGGACAACAAGCAGAAGUCUUCUAUGUUGGUUGCGUAGUGUACGCCCUCACGGGUGCUAUGCGAAGCCAUUCACAUUUGUGGGAAAGGCGGCAAGUAGAAGGAAAUAUAUCCGUGUCCUCAAGCGCUUCGUCGCUUUGGUCUUUCGAGCUUAUCGCCUACCUGCGGACAUUCGACAGCGCCGGGCGGGCAUCCGUUUCAAGAAGUCACAGCUUCGUUUGAUAUCAACACUGUGGAACCAUGAGGCUUGGACCCAGCAUGAUGCUUUAACCGAGCAGCUCUGGCGAAGUAUCAAGCUAUCUGAUGGGGCCGAUGUUGAAGUUGACUGCGAUGUAGAGAGCACCGAUGGAGAGGAUGAUUGUGAAGACGGAGACGACAGCGACGAUCAGAGUAGUGUCAUGGGUGCUGACGACUCUGAGACCGACGAUAUGGAUGAUGAAGAUGAGGAGAGUGAAGAGGAAGAUCACAACCGGAACGAGGAUCAGAGCGGGAAAACUAACGCGAUGAGGAAUUCAGGCGGGGGAAAAUUCCCACCAUGGAUCAAAGAGGUGCUAGAAUUCCUAUUUGGGCUAAUCAUGGCAUUCUGCACGGAGGAAGUCAUGGAUGGUCGCCCAGAUUCAACGCUGCUAGUGUAUUAUAGCGGUGUCCUUGGAUUCUCGGCUGAUCUCACUGGUUUUCUUCCUGCCAGGUCAUACACGUCUAACCUCGCCGCGCUGAUAUACAUACAACGCCUUCUCUUCCUCGAGUACGCUGUACCAACGCAGGACUACCCUCGUCUUGGAAUUUCGAGACGCCCUCGGACAAAUCAGCUCGCACGCCUGCAGAAUGUUCGUCAGGAAUACCUAGUCCUCGGAUCACAGUCACCAUUCGAGGAGUUAUUCUCCCUACUCGCAUUUGGAAGGGCAAUAGCAGGCUCAGAAACACCUGCCUUCCUCCUCAAAUGGAGCGAUGACGGUCAGGUUGUGUCAUACAGAGACGACAUUGCGGUUCACAUGGAAAAGUUCCGACGUCUCCCGAAGGUGCUUUUGGCGCGCGCGGAGGCUCUUUGUGAGCUAUUGAUGUAUGGGUGGAAACCUCCAUGCGAUCUCGCCUCCGUCAAAGACGAUAUGGCAAAUACGACACACGAAUUUUCAUUCGUUAGUCACCCGAAGAACGGGCUGGCAGAGGCUUAUUUGGAACUAACCUUGAAAGCUUGCACCAGCCAAGCGGACUCCCUUUCCCGCAAAGGGCGAUGGAACCAGAAGGCGAUAUUCGAAUACCUGAAGAAGGAAGAAGCAUUGCGCGAGAACCUGGCAGGUCUGAUGCUCAUGACGUGCGGAGGUCAGCCCCGUUCACCAGACCUGCUCAGUGUCCGAUCACAAAGCAAAGCGCUCAACCAAUAG